CAUUUACUGCUAAGAUGAAAUGCAGAAAUGAAAACCACACAUCCGUUUUAGUGUUCUCAGAUGUGAUUAGAUGUACUUUAUCGUGUUUUUAUGCUACUGACCUAUAAGAAAAAAAUAUUAACAAAGGGUAACAGUUAAACAGCUAGGACCUGCAACCUCGAUGCUUCUGGGAUGAACUGGAAAAUCACAAGGAGAGCUUUCAGUACAGCCUGUUCACACCUCAUCUGAGCCCUCAGCCGAGACUCAUACACAUAUCCUUCAUCGGCAGCUGUCACCAGACGCUGUACCUCCCAGGAUGGCGGACAGUCUCCCGACAGAGUUUGAUGUGGUCAUAAUAGGGACGGGUUUGCCUGAAUCCAUCCUUGCAGCCGCAUGUUCAAGAAGUGGUCAGAGGGUUCUGCAUCUUGAUUCGAGAAGUUAUUAUGGAGGAAACUGGGCUAGUUUCAGCUUUUCAGGGUUGCUCUCCUGGUUGAAGGAGUGUCAGCAAAACAGUGACUUUGGGGAAGAAAGUGCUGCUGUGUGGCAGGACCUGAUCCGUGAAACAGAAGCAGCCAUCACUCUUUGCAGGAAGGAUGAAAUCAUUCAACACACGGAAGUGUUUUGUUAUGCCAGUCAGGAUGUGGAUGACAAUAUGGAAGAGACUGAUGCUCUACAGAGAACUCCUUCCUCGGAAGCGUCCAGUACCCUCACUAAACCUCCAGAUUCGGCAUGCUUGGCUGCAGAAACACACCAUGUUACAAGCUAUGAAAUGCCUGCCAAAGACACUGCAAAAAAUGUUGGAAAGAUUUCACUAGAAGUCACUGAUGUAGAGGAAACCCUAGUGAAAGAAAGUAAUUGUGGAGAUAAAACUUGUAUACACACAGUUUCAGAUGGAGAUAAAGAUGAAAACAAACCUGUAGUGAAAGACAACACUGAUCAACCAAAGAGAAAUAGCAUUACUUACUCUCAAAUAGUUAAAGAAGGCAGGAGAUUUAAUAUUGAUUUGGUGUCAAAGCUGCUAUAUUCUCAAGGAUUACUAAUUGAUCUUUUGAUUAAAUCAAAUGUUAGUCAUUAUGCAGAAUUUAAAAAUGUCACUAGGAUUCUUACAUUUCGAGAAGGAAAAGUAGAACAGGUGCCUUGUUCCAGAGCAGAUGUCUUUAAUAGCAAAGCACUCACUAUGGUUGAAAAGAGGAUGCUAAUGAAAUUUCUUACAUUUUGUGUAGACUAUGAACAACACCCUGAUGAAUACCAAGCUUUCAUGCAAUGCUCAUUUUCAGAGUACUUAAAAACUAAAAAAUUAACCGCCAGCCUCCAACAUUUUGUACUACACUCAAUUGCAAUGACAGAGUCAUCUUGCACUACAAUAGAUGGCCUUAAAGCAACAAAAAACUUCCUUCAGUGUCUUGGACGAUUCGGAAACACCCCCUUCUUAUUCCCCUUGUAUGGCCAAGGAGAAAUUCCCCAGUGUUUCUGCAGGAUGUGUGCAGUUUUUGGUGGAAUCUAUUGUCUUCGCCAUAAAGUACAAUGCUUUGUAGUUGACAAAGAGUCUGGAAGAUGUAAAGCAAUCAUAGAUCACUUUGGCCAAAGAAUAAAUGCUAAAUAUUUUAUUGUGGAGGACAGUUACCUUUCAGAGGACACGUGCUCAAAUGUGCGUUAUAAGCAGAUCUCCAGGGCAGUGCUCAUUACAGAUCAGUCUAUACUAAAGACAGAUUCAGAUCAACAGAUUUCCAUUUUGAUAGUGCCUCCAGCAGAACCAGGAACUUGUGCUGUUCGGGUCAUUGAGUUAUGUUCUUCAACCAUGACAUGCAUGAAAGACACUUAUCUGGUACACCUGACCUGUUCAUCUUCUAAAACAGCAAGAGAGGACUUAGAAUCAGUGGUGAAGAAAUUAUUCAUUCCAUAUGGUGAAACAGAAAUAGACAAGGAAGAAGUUACAAAGCCAAGACUCUUGUGGGCUCUGUAUUUUAACAUGAGAGAUUCCUCAGGAAUCAGCAGAAGCUCCUAUAAUGGCUUACCUUCCAACAUUUAUGUCUGCUCUGGGCCUGACUGUGGACUGGGAAAUGAGCAUGCAGUCAGGCAAGCUCAGACACUUUUCCAGGAGAUCUUUCCAAGUGAAGAAUUCUGCCCCCCACCUCCAAAUCCAGACGACAUUAUCUUUGAUGGUGAUGACAAGCAACCAGAGGCUCCUGGAACCAAAAAUAUAAUAAUUGCCAAACUAGAAUCCUCUGAGGAAUGCAAAAACCUAGAAAGCCCAGGAAAGCACCUUCAAAAUUAGAAAAGAGCAAACUGGAAAGGCUACUUUGGGCCUUCAUUUUGACAUCAGAAUAUGAAUUAUUAGAAGUGGUUAUAUGAUGAAUGCUAUGCAGACGUUGUCUUUAAUUCUCUUUGAGACAUUCAGUCAUUGGACGCUUUGUUAACCUAUCAGUAACUGAUUUAUUGGUUAUUGGACUUCUGUUUGUUUCAGAAUGGGCUCCAUGAUUCAGCAUCUUAAACAGGGUUAGCUUUAUUUUAGUAUUGGGUAUAUAUGUGAGGGUUCCGUAUUAGGAGCUGUGCUUAAAGGAAGGUAAUAUUGUAUCUGCUAAUGAUCUUCAGAUUUUAUUGUCUACAAUAACAACAAUAUCUAAGGAAUAUUUUAAUUACUUUGUAGCUAUUACAGUUGCUACCACCUCUGAAUAGUGAAACACAGUAAAUUUUGUGGAUCUUUCAUGUAUAAUAUAAACAUACAGACAAGGUGGUAGCAAUAGCAACUAAUGCAAGUGCCAGUAUGAUAAAAUACAUUUGUUUGUAACUGUUAAAAGAUUAGCUUUGCAUGAUCCUUUAUUUGUGAAGGUCUGAUGUUUACAGUACAUCUUGCAGCUUAAUUCGCCUACUUGAUGCUUGUAACCAAUGAGGCAGUGACGCCACCACAGUCUUCUGCAUUACGGAGUUGGAGAGUUCAGUUGGUAGUUGAAGAGCUCAUUCUUGGGAAGCUCAUUCCAAAGAAGAUCUAGGGGAUAAGAUUAGUUCUGGUUUAACACUUCAGAAAAUUUCUGCAGAGCCCUGCUCUGGCACCUAAAAGAAAAGAACUUCCAACAGGUAGCUCACGCUGAAAGAAAAAUUAAAUUGCCCCAGGAAAAGAUGCUUCAGAACAGCUGUUCUGAAAUUCCUAAGGAGAAAGUGAGGGAGGCAUUUCUGACCUGGGAUGGAUUUCCCAAGGUUUCUCAGGAGGGUGAACAAGUCCACCUUGUUGGCUAUACCACUUCAAUCAGCAACACUCACUACAGCUGAUAGGAGAGAAUCAAAGGAGGCUUUACCAUGUCCCUUUGGUUGUGUCCCACAAAUAGUGAGGUAACCGCCUUCAUUGCUUCUGCCUCUUGGCUGUAAUCCAGAGAAUGGAAACAUUUUUUUCCCCAGAACCACCAGAAGUCAUAAAACUGGUUGUACUGCAGUGGUGAAAGCCUGUGGAGCUGUCGGUUCCCUUUAGACCACUAUUUCCAUUCUUCAGACAGAGAAUGAUAAUCCUAUAGGAAGAGAGCCCUUCAAUGACAAUUUUUGUUCUGGAAUAGAGCAUUUACUGUGUAAAUAACUCAUUACAGUUUUUCUCAACAACCCCAUGAGGCAGAUGUUAUUGAGUACAUUUUCAAAGAGGAGAUAAUAAUGUACUCAGAGUCUGGUAUGUGGAAUAGCCAAGACCAGAAUCCAGGCUUUCAUGAUUUCAAGCUCUUUCCACUAACGCUAACUGUUAAAAGAGAGCAAGUUCUGUAGGACAGGGAAAGGUGCUCAGGAAAAUCAGUCCAGCGUUGCUGGUGAAGCAAAGGGGACAGACGCUGGUGUCUCUGCUUAUUGAAUCAGAGAAAUGUGAAGAUUAAGAUUACUUAAAAAUAUAGUUUAGAGCUGUGGAUCUCAUUGAAGCAGAAUUUGGCUAAAUUUUAACAAAAUAAUGCUUUUUAAUGUACCUUUUGAUCUGAACAUCUCAUAAAAAAAUACAGAUGUUACUAGGCCAAAAUAUACUCUGAAUAGUCUUUUGUGCUCUUCUAUAUGUCAGGAAAAUGAAACAAGAAAGACUUAAGUAAUUUACAGCUUACUGAAAGUAGAGAAGUCUCAUAUUAAUUUGUAUUAAUAUUUAUAUAUAUAUUUUUUGCAUAUAGCAAAGUGGUAUUAUUGGGUGGAUCCUAAGAUUUAACCUAUAAAAACAACUGAAAUGCCUGAAAUAGACCUAAGAAAUGGUCAUUAAAAUGAAAAAAAAAUUUAAGAUGAUAAAUAAAAUGGAGGUUAAGGUAAUCCGGACGUAUUGAAAAAAAUUUCAAUUUCAGUAUCAUGAAUAUUCUUAUUCAUAAAAAUUAGAGAAAAGAAACAGUGAGAAGUUGCAAAAGGUGGUAGAGCCAAACAGGAAAAAGGUGUUAGAGCAGUCCAAAAUAAGGAUUGUUUUAAAAACUAACAAAAUGAAUAUAUUGCUUUCUUUGUGUGUGUGUGUGAAGAAGAUCAGCACUGUGCUAACAUCUGCCAAUUCUCCUCUUUUUUUGCUGAGAAAGACUGGCCCGGGGCUAACCUCCAUGCCCAUCUUCCUCCACUUUUUUUACAUGGGAUGCCGCCACAGCAUGGCUUGCCAAGCGCUGCGUUGGUGCGCACCCAGGAUCCGAACCAGCAAACCCCGGGCCGCUUCAGCGGGGCACGUGCACUUAACUGCUUGCGCCACCGGGCUGGCCCCUAUAUUGCUUUCUUGAUUGAAUGCAAAACAACAAAUUGGAAAUGAGAAAGGUUAGAAUCAAUAAAAGGCAUUUAAAAAAUUAAGGGAUACUAUAACCUAGUAUAAUUUUCUGACAAGUUGGAAUUUUACCCUUAUUGGUGAACUUUUUCAGAUGUUCAAAGAAUAAUAUCUAUUUAUAUAUUAUGAAAGAUGAUGUGCUAAUAUUUGCAUUUUGAGGCAAAUAGGGCCUCAAUACUAGAAGUUAAACGUUUUGAAAAGGGUCUCAUUCUGAACAGAUGCAAAAUGCAAAAUAAAAUAUUGACAAAUACACAACAAAUAAAAAUAAUUAUUUCCUGUGCCGGCCCCGUGGCUUAGCGGUUAAGUGCUCACACUCCGCUGCUGCCCGGGUUCGGAUCCGAACGCGCACUGAUGCGCUGCUUCUCUGGCCAUGCUGAGGCCGCGUCCCACGUACAGCAACUAGAAGGAUGUGUAGCUAUGACAUACAACUAUCUACUGGGGCUUUGGGGAAAAAAAGGAGGAGGAUUGGCAAUGGAUGUUAGCUCAGAGCUGGUCUUCCUCAGCAAAAAGAGGAGGAUUAGCAUGGAUGUUAGCUCAGGGCUGAUCUUCCUCACAAAAAAAAAUAAAUAAAAAUUAAAUAAAAAUUAAAAAUAAUAAUAAUUAUUAUUUCCUAUGACUCUGGAUUAUAAGGCUGGUGUUCAAUAUAAUAACCAUUAAAUCAACAUCAACAGAACAAAAUAGUAAAAAUCCAAAGUAUUAACUAAAGAUAACUUAAUCUCAGUAAAAUUCAUCAUACAUAUAUGAUUUAAUUAUCUCUGUAAUGAUUUUGUUGGUUUCUCAUAGUGUGAUAAGUAAUUGCUUAAAACCAAGAACUAACAUCAUUCUUAUUGGGAAAACACAUAGGACACGUUUCUGAAGCAGAAAUUAAACAAUCUUGGCACCAUUUUUAUUUAUAUAUGAUUGAAGAAGUUUGUCAUUGUAAUAAAACCUUAAUGAACAUUCACAAAAAGAGAAAGAUAAGGAAAGAAAGCAGCACAAAUAUUUUCCAUUAACAUGGCUUUGUAACUAGUGAAACCUAUGGUAUAUAAACUUACAAUAAAAGACUAAUUUAGAAAGUUGCUGGAUAUAAAAUUUUUAAAAAUUAAUCUCAUUUUCAGAUUCCAGAAGUGACAAACUGCAAUUUAAAAAGCAUUUGGGUAUUGGGGCUGGCCCGGUGGCGUAGCGGUUAAAUUUGCUUGUUCUGCUUCAGUGGCCCAGGGUUCACAGGCUCAGAUCCCGGGUGUGACCCGACACACCGCUUCUCAAGCCAUGCUGUGGCGGCAUCCCAUAUAAAGUAGAGGAAGAUGGGCACGGAUAUUAGCCCAGGGCCAGUCUUCCUCAGCAAAAAGAGGAGGAUUGGCAACAGAUGUUAGCUCAGGGCUGAUCUUCCUCAGAAAAAAAAGCAUUUGGGUAUUAAUAUAUAUGAGCCAAUUAAAAAAAAAUUAUACAACUAUAUAGGGAUAAGUUAAGAAAGAUGCUUAUGUAGAAGCAUGUUGAAGGAACUACAACCUACUGUAAUAGAAAAGAAGUAAAUAGAGAGUCUGCAAACCAAAAUUAUAGUCCUCACUUCAUUGCUUACCAGUUUUAUAAUCUUGGGAGAACCACUCCUGGCUUCCGUUUCCCCAUCUAUACAAUACCAACGGGCCGGCCUGGUGGCAUAGCAGUUAAGUUCGAGCGUGCUGCUUCGGCAGCCCGGGGUUCAUGGGUUUGGAUCCUGUGCGUGGACCUACUCACGGCUCAUAAAGCCAUGCUGAGGUGGCGUCCCACAUAGAAGAACUAGAAGGACCUACAACUAGGAUAUACAACUAUGUACUGGGGCUUUGGGGAGAAAAAAAAAAUAAUACUUUGCAGAAUUAAUGUAUACGAUAUCGUGUCCAAGGGAAUGGCAGUAGAUGACAUUAGAAUGUAGAUUUACUGCACUUCGCUUAACAUUCCAGCUGGAUGCUUUAUAUAAUUUGACAGAAUUGUGAUAAAUUUAUAAAUAUAAAUAAGCAAGCAAAGGUAUGUCUUUUUAACUUAGGGAAAAAAUGGGAAUCUCACAUCUUAAAUCCUUAAAACAUGCUAUUAAACAACCUUUCUAAAUAUACUAUGGUACUGAGUAGGAAGUUUAAGACUAAUAAACCAAUUGGAAAGAAAGAAAUAUAUAAUAACUGGUGGAAAGACUGGCCGGAUAUCAGUAUGAAAGAAGGAAUUAGAUCCACUUUACAUAUGCUAAGAAAUUCGUUCCAGAUGAAUUAAAAUGUUAAGCAUAAAGAUAAAAAGACUACAGUUCUCAUCCCAGUAAUGCUACAAAGGAAACUUUAUGGCAAUGAAAAACAUUAUUGACAAGGUAGACGAGAUCAACUAAAAGAAAAAUGUGUACUAAAUAGGAAGACAAAAGAAGAAAUGGGAUAUAAAAAAGCUACUUGCAGUACACAUGGAUAAAGUGCUUAGUGUUUUUUAAAAAGUAGAUGCUAAUCCAUAAGGCUUUCUUCUCUUUACCAGGAAAGUUUAUAAAAGGAUUGAGUACAAAUGAGAAGAUACAAAUAAAAGUUAAUUCUUAGAAUGAUAUUCAGAUUUCCUAAUAUUAAAAAUGCAAAUUGAACAACUUUGACCUGGUUCAUGCUAUUAUAUUAGCAAAAAAGUUUUAAAUGACAUGUGUCCUCAUAGUAACAUUGUUAUAUUAGUAGUUUUGUAAGGAACUAUUUAGAAAAAUAUAAUAAGAACUCUCUAACCAAUCUAUCUUUUAAUAGAUGUAACUCACUUUGAACACCAUAUGCCCAGGAAAAUAUUUAAGAGAAAAAAAUAGCUACUUGUACAAAGAUAUUUCUAGCAAUUCCUUUCAUUCGAGUUGAAAAAAAAAGCCUGAUAAUUGGAAAAUGGAUAAGUACAUUUUGGUGUGUUACUAUUGCUGUCAUAGACUUAUAUACUCAUUAAAUAAUGAUAUAUGUAAAAUUGUAUGGAAAAAAAUGUUUAAACGAGACUCAGAAGUGUUAGAACAUAAAUUAUUGUAUUUACUGAUUAUAUUUGUGUAAAAAUUUAGGUCUCUACAUUGAAGAGAAUCAGAAGAAAACGUAAUUAAUUGGAAUUUAAGGGGUUCUUUAAUUUUUUCUGUAAAAUACUGAUGUGUGCAAUAAAAAAUAAAAGAU
Molecule: messenger RNA, 7830 nt
Organism: Diceros bicornis minor
Lineage: Eukaryota; Metazoa; Chordata; Mammalia; Perissodactyla; Rhinocerotidae
Gene: CHML
Product: CHM like Rab escort protein
Exons: 1
Coding region: 296-2254 (652 amino acids)
Biological process (GO): protein geranylgeranylation; small GTPase-mediated signal transduction; vesicle-mediated transport
Cellular component (GO): cytoplasm; cytosol; nucleus
Molecular function (GO): GDP-dissociation inhibitor activity
Source: RefSeq, a predicted model, not a curated record